AUGUUGAGGCGACGCCUCUCCGCCGGAGCCCUUCGCCAACUCCACUCCCAGGCCAAUGCCGCUCGCAGCGGACCCGCCGUCACACCGGCUUCCAAGCAGGCCCGCGCUACCAUCACCCCCGGCCAGUCGACCACUACCCAGAGCAAGUCGCUCGCAUCGGGUGUCCUUCUCGGUACCCAGCGCAACUGGAAGGGCGAGAACGUUGCGACUCUCAAGGCUGAGCUCAAGCGUCGUAACUUGAGCCAGCUGGGAAACAAGUCCACGCUGAUUGCCCGUCUCACAUCUGCUGAGACUUCGGCACUCCUGCCACCGGUCCCGCCAGUUUCCAAGGCUGCUCCUCCUCGUGCGCGUCCCGUCAGCACCACCACGGCUGCCGCUGCCCCUGUCGCUACCAAGCCCGUUUCGUCGCCGGCGCCAUCUACCCCGCGCGCGGUCCCCGAGGCUGCCAAGGUUGGCAAUGUGCUCUCCACUGCCGGCGACAGUGACGUCGAGUCGACGCCCACUCUUGUGGAGCCUGCCGAGGUUCCCCAGGAGGUUCGCACGUCUGCGCCAGGUAUCCCUAUCAAGCCCGGUACCAUCCCGAGCAAGGCUCUGGACAUCAAGUUCCCUCAGCCCAGGCCUGAUGCUGAAGUGGACCAGACCAUUCCUGGUCUUCCCCAAGACUUUACCAUCCGUGCCAAGCCCGCGCAGCCUUCCACCCAGUCGACUGGCCCCACGGUCGUGACCGUCGCUUCUGCGUCGACCCACCCCGCUGGUGGUCCCGUGUCGCCUUCGAGCGAGGUGUCAGACAGCCAUGCGCUGGAGUACGACCCCCGCCCUGACGAGGCGGCCCUGUUCAACCGCGAGAUGGAGUCUGGCGCCAUUGCCGCCGACGACACGCUCACAGCACUCAAGAUGCAGUUCCCCGACAUUAAGAUGCCCGAUAUCCAGAACAUCGACGAGGUCGUGUACCAGCCCUCGUCGCGCCCCCUGAACGACGAGGAGCGCAGCGGUGCCUACCUCCUUGUUAGCGGUCUGGUAACGGUCGUCGCCGUUGGAUGGAUGAUUGAGAACUCGAAGAGCAAGAAGCGGGCUGCUGCCAAGGAGGCCCACGCUCACGGCGAUGCCGCCGCUGCUGCACCUGCCAAGAAGGAGGAGAAGCACUAG
Molecule: messenger RNA, 1146 nt
Organism: Apiotrichum porosum
Lineage: Eukaryota; Fungi; Basidiomycota; Tremellomycetes; Trichosporonales; Trichosporonaceae
Exons: 3
Coding region: 1-1146 (381 amino acids)
Source: RefSeq, a predicted model, not a curated record